This is a messenger RNA of Aricia agestis (brown argus), 942 nucleotides long. Its product is annotated as secretory phospholipase A2 receptor-like. Lineage: Eukaryota; Metazoa; Arthropoda; Insecta; Lepidoptera; Lycaenidae. The coding region runs from base 26 to 937 and encodes 303 amino acids. The record is from RefSeq and is a predicted model, not a curated record. The transcript has 6 exons.
CAGUAAAGUGAGUCUACGAACAGAGAUGAUCGCGAUUCUAUUACUCUGCGCUGUGUCCGGUGCUGCGGAUGGUCUUUACCGGGCCGAUUACAGCUACCACGAAGGAGCAGGAGGAUGGUUCAAAGUCCACAAGGUACCCGCCGUUUGGAACGACGCUAGGUUACGGUGUGAAUUAGAAGGGGCGGUGCUCGCUUCACCGGUAAACGAGAAUGUUACGUCAGCACUGAUAGAGUUUAUGGAGGAGGCAGGCCUGGACUUGGAGUGCGGCAUGUUCACUGGCACCAACGCUCGGUUCUCGAAGGGCGACUACUAUUCCAUAGAAGGAGUGCCGUUGUGGCGGAUGCCGGUGGAUUGGAUGCCGUUGGAGCCCGACAACAAGAACAACAAAGAGGAGUGUAUCGUGAUGGUCGGUAACUUUUCAAUCGCCGAUGCCAACUGCUCGCAGACCCUGCCCUACAUCUGCUACAAGAAAGCAAACGAAUCUAUGCCCAUCAACGAAUGUGGCACGUCAGAUAACGAUUAUAAAUUAUUCCCUAAUACUUGCAAUUGCUACAAGUACCACACGAAGCCUCGUACCUGGUCUGAAGCAUUUAUGACGUGUUCCGCUGAAGGUGGAUAUUUGGCCAUCCCCAACAACAAGGACGAAGCUAUUCAUCUAAGUAACAUGUUUAAGGACAACAUCGGAAAAGCCGCCAACACCACAUAUACGGAAGUCAUGUUUCUGGGAUUUAAAGAUAUUGACAUAAAUGGAUCGUGGUCUACUAUACACGGAUCCAGGAUGAGCGACUACUAUUUCGAAUGGCAUAAUGGCCAGCCAGAAGGAAAAAAUGGAAGUACUACCUGUGGAGCCAUGUACCAAGACGGCCUGUUAGACGACUAUUUCUGUACGAACAAAGCGACGUUUGUGUGUGAAAAGGCUGUGCACAGCUUAUUAUGAUUAAA